Molecule: messenger RNA, 2933 nt
Organism: Phyllostomus hastatus (greater spear-nosed bat)
Lineage: Eukaryota; Metazoa; Chordata; Mammalia; Chiroptera; Phyllostomidae
Gene: GTSE1
Product: G2 and S-phase expressed 1
Exons: 14
Coding region: 294-2549 (751 amino acids)
Cellular component (GO): cytoplasmic microtubule; microtubule cytoskeleton
Molecular function (GO): microtubule binding
Source: RefSeq, a predicted model, not a curated record
AAGACCAGUGUCACCCAACACGUGGCCUGUUGGUUGAAAUCAUCAGUGAAUGCAUAAGGGAAUGAAGCAGAAUCCUACCCGGUGGGGGAGGAAGAAAAGAACCCAUCACAAAAGAGAGGGACCUGCCACGUACUGCUUUGAAAAGCAGGUAGACGCGCCUGUUUCAUCUGGUCUUCCCAAGAACGCCCGACGAUUGGAGUUUAAUUUUCUCCAUUUACGGAUGAAGAACGGAGAUCAGAACAGUUUCGCUGGUCACACGUAGCCGUCGCGAGGCUACAACUGCAGCCCCCAGGAUGCACCGCGCAAGGCGACCUCGCAGAGACCUUUUCAAACCGGCCAAUAGCAGCCCGCGCCGCGCUCGCCGCUCCGAGUUUAAAUCUAGGGCGGAGGCGUGUCGGCCGGGAGCAGCUGCGGGGACUCCGAGAGCGCUGGGCAUGGAAGGCGGAGACAGCAGCGACGUGCCUCCAGCCCACCGGGCGGGCGAAGCGGAGGUGGAGGGUCCCAGGAAGGAUGACAGUGUCCUCCUUCUGGCCGACGAAAGCUUCGACUUCGACCUCUCCUUGUCUUCUCUCAGUGCCAAUGAGGACGACGAGGUCUUCUUCGGACCCGUCGGGCACAGAGAGCGGUGCAUCGCUGCCCGGCUGAAAGGAGACACCCCGAGUCCCGAAGCCGGCCGCGUCCGCUGGAGCCCCCUCACCGGGGAGAAGUUCGUGGAGGUGUACAAAGAGGCCCACCUCCUGGCCUUCCAGAUCGAGAGCAGCAGCAGGAGCCAGGCGGCCCACGCUGCGCGGCCCGAGGGCGGCGAGAGGUUCAUCCAGGACUCCAGGUUGAAGAUCAGCCUGUUCGAGAAAGAAAAUGAAAGCAGGAAAAGCCCCGGCUCACUUAAGAGGGAGACGUACUGCCUGUUGGAAGGCCCCUUGAGCGGGCCGCAGCUGUCGGGCGUGCAGCCCGCCUCGGGUGUGGGUCCCCGGAGCACCGCGGCCCAGGCCCAGCUCACCCGGACGUGGGGGCCCUCGCCCCCUCCCCGUCCCUCUCUGCCCCUGGACCCCAGUCCCGUCCGCCCUCCGAGCCAGGCGGCGACUCAGAAGAGGGUCGUCAGCAGACUGCCGCCGCCCCGAGCGUCUGUCAGAGGGAAGAACACGCACUUGGCUGUGGAGAAGUCCGUGAAGGAGACACCAGCAAGUCCUUCCGGGGCGAAAACCCUGGCCGAGAAGGAGUCCCAGGGGGACAGGCCCCCGGACACGCCCAGCGCUGCCCAGGACGUCACCGGCGCGCCAGCCCGCGGAGGCCCCGGGGGCCCGGGCAAGCGAGCGCUCCCUGUGCCCAGCAAGGUGGGUCUGAAGAGAACCGCGCUGAAGCCCCCCGGCUGUGCGGCCGGUCUGGCGAGAAAGCCCGGUGCCCCGGGGGGCUUUUCGGGCGGGAGCUCCAGAGCGUGCCCGUCCCCCGUGGGGAGCACAGGUGCAUCGGGGGGACGUCGGAGCGUCUCUGCAGAAGGUUCCCGGCCUCCUUCGGACCCCCGCCAGCCAGGCCCAGGGGGGGCUGCCGCGGCCCCGCCGUCCCUGCAGGCCCGCCCUGCGGCCGUGUGCGGGCAGAGCUGGUGCCCCGGGCGGCCCGCGGCGCCCACGACGUCGGCUCCCCCCCAGCCCCAGACGCCCGAGGAGCCGCGAGGCGCGAGGCUGAGCUCCCAGACCCGUCUGCCCGGGUCUGCUCGGCGGAGUGCGGCCGGGGGCGCCAGGCGGGAGUCCUCUCUGCACUCCGGGACGAAGGCCGUGCCUGCCCCUGCGAGUCCCUUUAAAGUCCCUAAGUUUCCUGCCGGUGGACCCCCAGACAGCGCGACGCCCCGGCUCUCUCGGGCACCGAGGCCGCAGUCCUGCACGUCGACGGGGAGGGCUGUCCACGGCACUCCGGCUCGGCGUGCCUCGGGGCCCGUCUCCCGGACCCCCGUGAGUGCGCCACGCGUGGCCGCCCUGCUCACACCCGCCGGCCGCCGGCUCUCAGGCCUUCCGGUGCCGACCCCGAGGACCCAGCCCAGGACCCUGGCUGCUCCCCAGCGUGGGUCUGCUCGGCGCCUCUCUUCCGAGCCCCGGAGAAGGCCCGUGCCCGGGAGCCGGUGCUGGGACGAGCCCUCCGACGGGAGCUCUUCUCCUCCGGCGGCCGUGCCGCAGGCUCUCAGCUUCUCUCCGGAGAAGAGCGACUUCGCCCUCCCUACCAGCGUCGCCGCAGUGCAAGCACCGGACGAGGCACAGGCCCCUGCGGACAUGGCCCCGGCCGAGGUUCUGCUGGUGGACAUCCCGCUGGAGCGGCUGCGCAUCGCCCCCGCCGCGCAGAGCUCCCCGCCCGCCGACGUGGCUCUCAUUGACUUCCGCAGCCCCCCGGGGGCCGGUGGGCCCCUGAUCGACCUCCUGGUGAACACUCCGGACGCGGGCAGGAGCGCCGCGGCCAAGCUGCCCCCCCACGUGGGACAGCUGGUGGACCCGUGCGCCCCGCUGAUCCAGCUGAGCCCCGAGGCCGACAAGGAAAACAUGGACUCACCGCUGCUCAAGUUCUGAGCAGGACACGCGGGAGCCUGGCGUGUCACCCUCUGUCACAAGAACGGCCCAUCCUCGGGCGGUCUGCGACCCUCAGAGAUGAGUUUUAGGAGAGACUGUGUCGGAAACACCCAAGGGAAACCGCCGUGCUCGGUGCGGGGGUGGGGGGGGAGACUGCGGGAGUGGGGCGAGCCCGUGCCCGCCCAGCUGUUCCAGCCCCCCGCCGCUCCCUGCGCCGGGCGGGAGUCAGAAGCCCCCCCAGAUGGGAGUUGCUUUGAAUGUGUUUUUAUGUAAAAUAGCAAGUCACCAUUUUAAAAACUAGGUUUAUUGUAUGAAAAGUUAAGUAUUCUAGAUUUAAGUUAAGUUGUAAAUGAAAAUAUAUUAAAGCGUAUCUUGAUUUUCACA